AUGAAUGACCUCGUUCGAGGUGCUUUUGGGCAGCUCGUCCCACUUGGCACACUCUAUAAUGCCAAAUCAGACUCUUUCCUAGACGCCUCCAUCUUACGCAACGGACAACCCUUCGAUGCAGUGAUCGGCCGGAGAAUAAAUACUUCUGAAAUCACUCACAAUUCGAGCGCAAGGUAUGAGGAUCGGAUCGAGCCUCUUGGCGUAAGCCAAGACACAGCAGCGAGUAUCCUCUCAGGUGCAAUCAAGGUUAAGGGAUCUUCCGACUACCUUCAAGCCGAGUUCGACUCUACAUAUUCUCUCCAUUGCGCCUACCAUUGUACAUUCAUCACAGUGGCAGACGUAUUGGACCUAAGGAGAUUCAACCUGAGAGAGCAUAUGAAUCUAAUGCCUCUACAGACUCUUGAUAGCACACAUGUGGUAACCGCCAUCACCUGGGGCUUUCGAAACACGUUUGUGAUCAAUCAUGAGUUUCUGGGCGAUUCUGAAACACCCCAAGUUGAGCGAGCCUUCUGUCGGGACUUGAGUCGACUCAAAUCUUUCACAGAAUCCAUCGCUGGACACCCUGAGCCCGACUCUCAUGGAGCAAGCCCACUGGAGCUUCGACACACCUUCUAUCUAUACUCCGAUGCUACCAGCGAGGGUCUAGAGAUGGCUGGACUUAACGAGAUGCGGAAGUUUAUUCAUCUCCGCUUGGCCGACUUGCCAAGAACGAACCGGGGCAGAGGGUUCCCUCUCUCCUACACCCUGCUUCCGAUCGACAAGUUACAUAGGCAUAUACCAGGAUUCCAAAGCAUCGUCGUCACUCCCAUACCUUUGCCCAUCGAAGACUUUACCGAGUUUAUGGGUCACUUUGACGAGUUUGCCAGCCGCAAGAAGCGACUCGGCAACUACUACAAGAGCUUGUUAGAGAAGCGACCAUACGUCUCAGAGGAGCACAUCCGUGUUGUUCACGUCGCAAUCGGUGAUUUAAACUAG
This is a messenger RNA of Fusarium keratoplasticum, 975 nucleotides long. RefSeq names its product G domain-containing protein. The transcript has a single exon. Lineage: Eukaryota; Fungi; Ascomycota; Sordariomycetes; Hypocreales; Nectriaceae. The record is from RefSeq and is a predicted model, not a curated record. The coding region runs from base 1 to 975 and encodes 324 amino acids.